Lycium ferocissimum is the source of this 669-nucleotide messenger RNA. RefSeq lists its product as uncharacterized. Bases 1 to 669 code for a protein of 222 amino acids. The transcript has 2 exons. NCBI's taxonomy places the organism in Eukaryota, Viridiplantae, Streptophyta, Magnoliopsida, Solanales, Solanaceae. The record is from RefSeq and is a predicted model, not a curated record.
AUGGUGAACUCAAUAACUAGCAGAAUUCACUCCUGGCAUGCAAAAUUUCUCUCUAAAGGGGGUGAAAUAGUUCUAAUCAAACAUGUGCUUUCAGCCAUGCCUGUGCACUUACUGGCAGCAAUGAAACCUCCAAAGGGAACCUUUGAACAGAUAAAAGGUGCUAUGAUAAGAUUUCUAUGGAGUGAUAAGGAAUCCAUGAGAAAAUACCAUUGGACUAAUUGGGAGUCCAUGUGCCUACCUGGUGAAAAAGGAGGGGUGGGACUGAGAUGUGUGAGAGAUGUCAGCAAUACAUUCACUGCCAAACAAUGGUGGAACCUGAGAACUAAGGACUCCCUAUGGAAGGAGUAUAUGAUGGCAAAAAUAUUGUUCAACAAGGAAUCCAAUCAUCAGGAAAGUUAUAGGGGUUCAAUCCCAGACCUGGAGGUCAAUGUGCAAGAGGAGGUGAUUCCAAACAACAGUCUGCUGAAUGAGGUGCAUAUUAAUGGUAACUGGCUGUGGAAUAGGUCAGGGUACAGAGUUCCCUUUGCAGUGAGAAUGGCAAUCCAGAACAUCACUAUAAACUUUACUCUUACAAAGAGGGACAAAGCAAUUUGGAUGCCCAAUACAGAAGGGAACUUUACCAUUUCUUCUGCUUGGAAUUUGCUGAGAAAAAGGGCAGCAGGAGACUAG